Aphidius gifuensis is the source of this 2107-nucleotide messenger RNA. Its product is annotated as neuroguidin. Gene Ontology annotation, cellular component: small-subunit processome; nucleolus. The transcript has 4 exons. NCBI's taxonomy places the organism in Eukaryota, Metazoa, Arthropoda, Insecta, Hymenoptera, Braconidae. The record is from RefSeq and is a predicted model, not a curated record. Gene Ontology annotation, biological process: maturation of SSU-rRNA from tricistronic rRNA transcript (SSU-rRNA, 5.8S rRNA, LSU-rRNA). The coding region runs from base 169 to 1083 and encodes 304 amino acids.
UGAAAAAAUAUCGACGUUCUUUUUAUACGCGAGAGAGAGUCGGGGGUGCAAGUGUUGGUGUCAAAAGUAAAUUCAAUAAUUUCACAUUAAAAUGGUUGUUAAUUCAUCAUUAAAACUAAUAUAAAAAAAAAAUAAUAAUUACUUUAUCAAUAAUAAAUAUAAAUAAAUAUGAUUUGGGCAAUUGAAGAAAUGGAGCAGAGAGAUCUGCCACAGGCAAUUCGUCUUCUUGGUGAAAUGAAUGCAUAUGUUACAUUGGUCAUUCAAUUAGUUGACAAUAUGCUUGUACGUGUUAAAAAUGGUGAAGUUACAACAGACAAAGGCUUAAGUUUUUUGGAAAUGAAAUACAAUGUUCUGUUGUCAUAUUUAAUAAAUGUAUCAUAUUUGAUAUUACGUAAAUGUUCUGGUGAAAGAAUUGAAUGUGAUCCAUCAAUUGAUCGUCUUGUUGAAAUAAGAACUGUUUUGGAAAAAAUAAGACCAAUUGAUCAUAAAUUAAAAUAUCAAAUUGAUAAAUUGGUUAAAACAGCUGUAACUGGUACAAGUACAUCAGAUCCAAGUAGUUAUAAAGCUGAUCCUGAUGAUCUUAUGGCUAAAAUUGGUGCAAGUGAUGAAUCUGAUGAAAGUGACAUUGAUGAUGAUAAUGAUAAUGAAAAAUCAAAUACAAUUAAAAAAUCUGGAGUUUAUGUUCCACCAAAACUUGCAGCAGUUCAUUAUGAUGGUGAUGAAACAACUGCUGAAAAAACACAAAAAGCAAAUGAACGAGCUAGAAGACGUGCUGUUUCUGGUGCUGUAUUACGUGAGCUUAAAGAAGAAUAUCUUGAUACACCAAUUGAAGAUAGUCAAGGUGGUGAAAAACACAUGAGUAUUGGACGUGAAAAUCAACGUAAAAUUGAAUAUGAAGAAAAUUACAUGACAAGAUUACCAGUUACAAAACAAGAAAAACAUCGAAAUAAAAAAAUAUCAACAAUGGGACAACUUGGUGAUGAAGUAACGUCAUUUGGUGGUUCAUCAUCUGCAUCAUCAAAGAAACGAAAAGCACCAAAAGGAAAAGGAAAAAAAAGUUUCAAGAAGAAACGACAUUUUUAAAUUUCUUACGUUUCUCAAUGUUUACACUCGUCUUAAAUAACAUCAAGGUAAAGUAACUACAAGAUGAAAAUAAAAGAAAAAAAAAAAAAAAACAUUAAACUAAAUUUAAUAAUAAAAAUCUAAAAAUUAAAAAAAAAAUAAAUAAAUAAUAAAAAACACUUUGGUAAACACAAAAACUUCUGGUUUAAAAAUACUCUCAAAAAUACUGAAUUAUAGUUAUUAAUAAAUUAAAUUAAAAAUUUAGAAAUUAAAAAUACUAGAUGAUGUUUGAUGAGCAACAUACGGACGAGAUUUGUAAUGCAAAAAAUUUUUUUAUUUCUCAUUGAAAUAGAAUAACAAAAUAAAAAAUAAAAGAGGUAAAAAAAAUAAACACAAUAGUUCAAAUAAAAAUAGAAAAAAAAAAUAAUAAAAUUUAUAAACAUAAAAAAAAUAGUUCAAAUAAUAAUUUUUUAUUUUUAUGAUGUCAAAAUACAUAUUGCCCAAUACACAAUAGACUGAAACAUUUUUUUUUUUUUUAAUUUAAACAAUUCAUUUAUUAUAAAGAAAAAAAAAAAAAAAACGUUCGGAAUUUGCAAUGAUAAAAAUUAAACAGUUUAAAAAACGCAUGUAUUAGGGUUUUAUCGCUGUUCUAGGGUAUAGAUUUAAGAAAAAAAAAAAAACAUAGCUCAUAGUUUAAAUAAUUAUUAAUCGUAUUCUUAAUUUCUCUUCUGGUGAAAAAAUAAAUACACAAUGUUAGGGCUACAUUUCGGUGUCGUUGGUCAAAGCUUGCGUUAAGUUUUAUUAUUUAAUUAUGUUUUUAUUUGUUUUUUUAUGUUUUUUUUUUUUUCAGCUAUUAAAGUUGAGUUGUUAUGUAUUAAUCUUAUCUUAUAUGAAGAAAAAAAAGAUAAAAUAAAACAAAAAGUGUCAAAAUUCAAAAUUUAAAAGAAAGAAAAAAAAAGAAAAAGUCAAAAUUUCAAGUAUAUUCUAUGUGUAAUUGUAUUAUGUUUGAAAUUUUUUAGUUUCCUCGGGACAAUAUUACGUGUGA